Molecule: messenger RNA, 2140 nt
Organism: Thermothelomyces thermophilus ATCC 42464
Lineage: Eukaryota; Fungi; Ascomycota; Sordariomycetes; Sordariales; Chaetomiaceae
Exons: 2
Coding region: 318-2033 (571 amino acids)
Source: RefSeq, a predicted model, not a curated record
CUGAAAAGAAAGAGAAAGAAAGAAAGAAAAAGAAAAAGGCGGGAACGUGAUCGUUCCUCUUUACAGACACACCAACCAAGCAUUCUUUCUUGAGUCCUCGGCUCUGUCUCUGUUUUAAAGGAGAUCAACGUUUAACGACAAAACUUCUUCCUUAGCUUUACUCCCGGAAGCUUGAACUGGUGACCCACAGAACCCCUAUUUGCUGCCCCAAACCGCCCUCAGCCGUUAUCCCGACCUUCAGCUUUACCAGUCCUCGAUAAUACCACAACGACAUCGGUGGAAGCGGGCCCUCAGAUUCGGGCAGUCAGUUUCAGUCAAUGGACAGCCUUACUGGCGUUAUCGCGAACGUGGGCAGAGAGGUUAAGGCAGCCUUGCUCUCGGCUCCCUCGUGCUCAUCGGAAAAGAGCCUGUGUGUGGAAGAGUCGAGAAGCGGAGAAAGCAGUCAGGACGAGACAAACGCCGAGUCCGACCUCAGUAGCGAUGAAGAGACAGUUCUCAAUACCCAUCUCGAUCUGCUCCAGCGGCGGCCCGAGCUCGACGAGCUCAACGAGAUCAAGACAACGCCCUUGUUCACGGAAGCAGUCCGUAAGCACGCAAUUUCGGUGUCGUCCAAAACCACCGAGAAACCUUUCAGUCAGUAUGGCCUGUUGGGCGGCAACCUCACCGGCGACAUCAGUGGUGGUGCCUCGUCUGACCCCCGUAUCUUUUGGAACAUUGCCGCGCCCUCCAGCUUCUUCAUCUGUGGUAGCCAGGGGUCUGGUAAAAGCCACACUUUGUCAUGCCUUCUGGAGAACGCCCUGGCGCCAUGCAAGGCGAAUGUGCUGCCGCGCCCACUGACGGGCAUUGUCUUCCAUUACGACACAUUCACUUCCGAUUCAGGCGGAUCUCCUUGUGAGGUGGCUUGGCUGUCCUCAAACCCGGACAUCAAGGUGCGGAUCUUGUGUCCACCAACGAAUAUCCGGACCUUGCAAGACAUGUACAAGAAGUUCCCUAGCAUCAGAGUUGAAGAGCUCCGGCUCAACGAAUCCGACCUCAACACCAAGAGGAUGCUGGACCUCAUGGCCGUCACCACAGGCGGCAAUCUCCCUCUAUAUCUCCACGUUGCCCAGCGCAUCCUUCGUGACCUACGCGUGAAUCAGCAAAAGACAGGUGCCGGGUUCAGCUACACUGCAUUCAAGAAGCAGCUUGCCCUCGAAAACCUGACCGAGAUGCAGCUGGCGCCGCUAAAACAGCGCCUCGAGACGCUGGAGUCGUUCAUGGUUGAACACCAGGCCAAGGCGUUCGACAUGUUUCAUGCUACGAAGAGUGCCAAGUCGCGCCGAUCCGCAGCAGUAAAAGGCACGUCUUGGGAACCCCAGAACGGACACCUUACCAUCGUGGACCUAUCCUGCCCCUGUGUCACCCCGGAGAUGGCUUGUUCGCUCUUCAACAUCUGUCUCUCCCUCUUCCUGGAGCAGAACCCGUCCGGAGUUGGUCGGCUUGUCGCCCUCGACGAGGCUCACAAGUACAUGACGGAGUCGCAAGAGUGCAUGACGCUCACCGAGGCCUUGCUGGGGACGAUCCGCCUGCAGCGGCACCUCGGCGCCAGAGUGAUCAUCUCGACGCAAGAGCCGACCAUCAGCCCCAAGCUGCUGGACCUGUGCAGCGUAACGGUCGUGCACCGGUUCACCUCGCCGGACUGGCUAAACGCGCUGAGAAGGCACCUGGCGGGUGUGGCAUCGAGCGGCAGGUUGCUCGAGAAAGCCAGGAAGCUGAAUUUGGGUGAUGACGGCGACGAGGAAGGUGUUGAUGGCGCCGGCUCGCUCACCCUAGGCGACACCGAUCCGGUGCUGGAACUGUUUUCAAGGAUCGUGGAUUUGCGGGUCGGCGAAGCUUUGUUGUUUUCACCGAGUGCUAUCGUGGGGGUAAAGAAGAAGAGGGACGACGAGGGCGGUGCGUUGGGCGAUGUCCAACGUCUCGGCCACGGGAUCUUGAAAGUGCGAAUCCGCAACCGGACGACGGCUGACGGGGGCAAAAGUAUCAUGGCAACUUAAGAGUGACUUUUGGCGUGACAUGUUGGGUUGUUGGUGUAUGGCGUUGUGGGAAGCUCCCGUCUCUGGGGAAAGCCGGUGUGGGGUUGCCAUGAUGGGCCGUAUUGUAU